GCAGACACGCGCGCGCAGAAGCUCCCAGGCGGAGGCGGCGAUGGCGGCCGGAGUUCUGAGCGGCGUCCCUGACGCGGUGAUUGAUUCGGACGGGGUCUUCAAGUACGUUUUGAUCCACGUGGAGCCCGCGGGAGCGGGGCCGGGCAAGGACAUCGUCCGCGGACACGCCUGGGCUGAAUACCACGCCGAUCUCUACGAGGAAGCGGCGGAAGAGCUGGAGAAGCGGGGCCUGCGGUGCCGGUGCCUGGGCGGCGGCAGGAUCUCCCACCAGAGCGGGGCCAAGAAGAUCCACGUGUACGGCUACUCCGUGGGUUUUGGCCGCGCAAAACAUGCCAUUGCCACAGAGAAGCUGAAAGCCAGGUACCCCGAUUAUGAAGUCACCUGGGCUGAUGAAGGAUACUGACCACUUCCUCUAAGGAGCUCACCUUUGCCACGGAACAGCAGCAAGUGGGACUGACGGGGGAAGCCAGAUGUUGGUGUGCGUGGAAACCUGUCGGCCUCUGGAUUUGUUCUUUAAACUGCCUUAUGAUCAACCUGCUGUGCCUGUGCAUCGAUAGAAGGAAAUAAACAAUUGUGCUCGCUGCUUAAAGUGUCACGUCCCCUCACACAUCUUCCUGGAUCCGUUCCCUUCCUGCGGUGGCUUUUGACCAGAUAGAAACAGCGGCGAAGGGAGGAGGACAGCUUUAUGUCCGUGCAGGCCAGGGAAAAACGCAGAGGAGGCAGCUGAGCCCAGCCCAAGCAAUUAAGAGCUGAAACAAUAAGCACGCAGCGGUAACUGGCAGUACUCAGAAUGUAAGCUCGUGGAGAAUGUCUCCACUUGCCGCAGGAGCUCUGUUUCGUACAUCUACAAAGCAGCAGUACUUCCAACUACAGUUUUAAGCUGCUUUGUUUUCUUGAUAACUGUAGCUGUUAGGUUCUUUUUCUCCUGUAAAACAGAGUUGUUGCAACAUUUCCUGAUAUGGAAAGCUGUGGGAAGCUGCUGGAAAAGCAAAUAAAAAGGCUCCUUUCUGGGCCUGAUCCAGGCCGCAUAUCAAGGAGGGCUUUGUCUGCUGCAGCCCAGCACGAGAGCAUGCCGAUUGCUUUGGCGCUUCAGGCCGAGGGUGAAGCAGUGCUUGGGAUUGCCCUCUUGAUGACCUGGGGACCCAGCUGUUGGACAGCAUGCGAGCCUGCAAGGUCUUUCCUGGAGUUUAUGGCCUGGUUGCACGAAGUCCAAGGGCGCCUUCGCGGAAAAGAGGGGUUGGGUUUCUUGGAUGUGACAGCAGCAAGCUCUUGCGAAACCUCACUUUCUUGGAAGCAAGGUUUUGUAAUCUGUUACAGUCUGGAUCUCAGGGCAUGUUUAAAUAAAAGUAGCCAUGCAUAA
Molecule: messenger RNA, 1360 nt
Organism: Candoia aspera
Lineage: Eukaryota; Metazoa; Chordata; Lepidosauria; Squamata; Candoiidae
Gene: PHPT1
Product: phosphohistidine phosphatase 1
Exons: 3
Coding region: 41-403 (120 amino acids)
Biological process (GO): peptidyl-histidine dephosphorylation
Cellular component (GO): cytosol
Molecular function (GO): protein histidine phosphatase activity
Source: RefSeq, a predicted model, not a curated record